Molecule: messenger RNA, 3088 nt
Organism: Mustela erminea (ermine)
Lineage: Eukaryota; Metazoa; Chordata; Mammalia; Carnivora; Mustelidae
Gene: LGR5
Product: leucine rich repeat containing G protein-coupled receptor 5
Exons: 18
Coding region: 328-3051 (907 amino acids)
Biological process (GO): G protein-coupled receptor signaling pathway
Cellular component (GO): membrane
Molecular function (GO): protein-hormone receptor activity; protein binding; G protein-coupled receptor activity
Source: RefSeq, a predicted model, not a curated record
GCUGCGCUGACGUCACUGGGCGCGCAAUUCGGGCUGGAGCGCUUUAAAAAACAAGCGUGCGAGCGGAGAUGCUGCUCCACACCGAGCAGGCGGCCUGCAGCAGCAACGCUCUCUGCCCCUGCGGCGGCUGCAGCCAGGGCCGCUCCGGAGGCCCGCGUGGCGGCAGCGGGCACGGCCGGGACCCGCGGCGCUUCUCCUCGGCGCCCCCGCCGUGGGGCAGGAGCCCAGUGCCCGGCGCUGCAGGCGCGCGCUAAGCGGCAGAGGCCCGCGGCAACCCGGACGCUGCACUCCGACCGCGGCUCGCUCCCGGCCCCCUGCCCGGGCACCAUGGACACCUCCCGGGUCGGCGUGCUCCUGUCCUUGCCGGUCCUGUUGCAGCUGGCGGCCGUGGGCGGUUCGCCCAGGCCCGGCGCGCUGCUGCGGGGGUGCCCCGCGCACUGUCAGUGCGAGCCCGACGGCAGGAUGCUGCUCAGGGUGGACUGCUCAGACCUGGGGCUCUCGGAGCUGCCAUCCAACCUCAGCGUCUUCACCUCCUACCUAGACCUCAGUAUGAACAACAUCAGUCAGCUGCCCCCGAAUCCCCUGUACAGCCUCCGCUUCCUAGAGGAGUUACGUCUUGCUGGAAACGCUUUGACAUACAUUCCCAAUGGAGCAUUCGCUGGCCUUUACAGUCUUAAAGUUCUUAUGCUGCAGAAUAAUCACCUGAGACAGGUACCGACGGAAGCUCUGCAGAAUUUGCGAAGCCUUCAGUCCCUGCGUCUGGAUGCCAACCACAUCAGCUACGUUCCCCCGAGCUGUUUCAGCGGCCUGCACUCCCUGAGGCACUUGUGGCUGGACGACAAUGCCUUGACAGAAAUCCCUGUCCAGGCCUUCAGAAGUUUAUCGGCGCUGCAGGCCAUGACCCUGGCCCUGAACAAAAUACACCACAUACCAGACUAUGCCUUUGGAAACCUCUCCAGCUUGGUAGUUCUGCAUCUCCAUAACAAUAGAAUUCACUCCCUGGGAAAGAAAUGCUUUGAUGGGCUCCACAGCCUAGAGACUUUAGAUUUAAAUUAUAAUAAUCUUGAUGAAUUCCCCACUGCCAUCAGGACCCUCUCCAACCUUAAAGAACUAGGAUUUCACAGCAACAAUAUCAAGUCAAUACCUGAGAAAGCAUUUGUAGGCAAUCCUUCCCUUAUUACAAUACAUUUCUAUGACAACCCCAUCCAGCUUGUUGGAAGAUCUGCUUUUCAACAUUUACCUGAACUAAGGACACUGACUCUGAAUGGUGCCUCACAAAUAACUGUAUUUCCUGAUUUAACUGGAACUGCGAGCCUGGAGAGUCUGACUUUAACUGGAGCCCAGAUCUCAUCUCUUCCUCAAACCGCCUGUGAUCAGUUACCUAAUCUGCAAGUGCUAGAUCUAUCUUACAACCUGCUGGAAGAUUUACCCAGUUUUUCAGUCUGCCAAAAGCUUCAGAAAAUAGACCUGCGACAUAAUGAAAUCUAUGAAAUUAAAGUUGACACUUUCCAGCAGUUGCUUAGCCUCCGAACUCUGAAUUUAGCCUGGAACAAAAUUGCCAUCAUUCAUCCCAAUGCGUUUUCCACUUUGCCAUCUCUAAGAAAGCUGGACCUAUCCUCCAACCGCCUGUCGUCUUUUCCUGUAACGGGGUUACAUGGUUUAACUCACUUAAAAUUAACAGGAAAUCAUGCCUUACAGAGCUUGAUAUCAUCUGAAAACUUUCCAGAACUCAAGGUUAUAGAAAUGCCUUAUGCUUACCAGUGUUGUGCAUUUGGAGUGUGUGAGAAUGUCUAUAAAAUAUCUAAUCAAUGGAAUAAAGAAGACAACAGCAGUACAGAUGACCUGCAUAAGAAAGAUGCUGGAAUGUUUCAAGUUCAAGAUGAGCGGGAUCUUGAAGAUUUCCUGCUGGACUUUGAGGAAGACCUGAAAGUCCUUCAUUCGGUGCAGUGUUCACCUUCCCCAGGCCCCUUCAAACUCUGUGAGUACCUGUUUGGCAGUUGGCUGAUCAGAAUUGGAGUGUGGACCAUCGCCAUUUUGGCGCUUACUUGCAAUGCCUUGGUGACCUCGACCGUGUUCAGAGCCCCUCUGUACAUUUCCUCCAUAAAACUGUUAAUCGGGUUAAUAGCAGCUGUGAACAUGCUCAUGGGGGUCUCCAGCGCUGUGCUGGCGGGUGUGGACGCGUUCACUUUUGGCAGCUUUGCCCAGCAUGGGGCGUGGUGGGAACAGGGGGUCGGUUGUCAAGUCGUCGGGUUUUUGUCCAUUUUUGCUUCGGAAUCAUCUGUUUUCCUGCUCACUCUGGCGGCCCUGGAGCGUGGCUUCUCUGUGAGAUGCUCUACAAAAUUUGAAAGGAAAACUCCUUUCUCCUGUCUGAAAGCAGUCAUUCUGCUCUGCGCGGUGCUGGCCUUGACCAUCGCCGCAGUUCCGCUGCUAGGGGGCAGUGAGUUCAGUGCCUCCCCGCUCUGCCUCCCCCUGCCCUUUGGCGAUCCCAGCACCACGGGCUACAUGGUUGCGCUUGUCUUGCUCAACUCUCUUUGCUUCCUGGUGAUGACCAUUGCCUACACCAAGCUCUACUGCAAUUUGGAAAAGGGAGACCUAGAGAACAUGUGGGACUGUUCUAUGGUGAAGCACAUUGCUCUCUUGCUCUUCACCAACUGUAUCCUUUACUGUCCCGUGGCCUUCCUGUCCUUCUCCUCCUUACUAAACCUCACCUUUAUCAGCCCUGAAGUAAUUAAGUUUAUCCUCCUGGUGAUUGUCCCGCUUCCUGCCUGCCUCAAUCCCCUUCUCUACAUCCUCUUCAAUCCCCAUUUUAAGGAAGAUCUGGGGAGCCUGGGAAAACAACCCCACUUCUGGACCAGAUCGAGAAACCCAAGCCUGAUGUCUGUUAACUCUGAUGAUGUCGAGAAGCAGUCCUGUGACUCAACCCAAGCCUUGGUAACCUUCACCAGCGCCAGCAUCGCCUACGACCUGCCUUCCAAUUCCGUGUCACCACCAGCUUACCCGGUGGCUGAAAGCUGUCACCUUUCAUCUGUGGCAUUUGUCCCAUGUCUCUAAAUCACCUGUGGGAGAAAAAGUUUUUAAACACUGAAAA